Molecule: messenger RNA, 866 nt
Organism: Linderina pennispora
Lineage: Eukaryota; Fungi; Kickxellomycota; Kickxellomycetes; Kickxellales; Kickxellaceae
Exons: 4
Coding region: 58-645 (195 amino acids)
Source: RefSeq, a predicted model, not a curated record
UAAUCCUACUUUGUCUGCUUCACUAGAGUUACCUCUCAACGCACCAUAAGAACAGCCAUGAAAUUCGUCUCUGCCUCCAUCCUAGACGCAUUGAAUUCAGUCUCGUCUCACUGGAACGGCUACACCAGUGUUAUCAAUGGCGACAUGCCAAUCCUCCAAGCUGGCCAGCCAUCAAUCUAUGCCCGCCUGACAUCGCAUCUUCCCAGUGCGCAAUCAAGCUUUGUGUGGCUCCCUACGCCUAUCAUUGAUGCCCCUGAGGCGUAUUCAGAAAUCUCUGAGCACUGGCCGGCGGUGACUAGUAUUGUAAACGAAGACAUGCCUCUUCUCCAAGCGGGUGCUCCCUCUAUUUACAAAAGGGUUACCUCGGUUAUCCAUGGGACAGCGAUUACGGAGACAUAUAACAAGCCGCUUGUUGAUGCCUUGGUCACUGCGCUGCCUUCGCCUUUGUUUAACAAUAUCAUUUAUAGGGCUGGCAUCGAUGAUAAUGUUGAUGGAUGGUCGAUGGAUUCGGUCGAGUCUGUUGAGCCCACUCCCACUCCUACCCCUACUCGCACUCAUGGCCACGGACAUCAUGGCCAUCACGAUUACAAGCCACCACCACUAGUAGAUAUGCCCAGUAUUGUGAUAACUAAAGCUUUUAUGUGAAGAGUGCUUAAAUUGGUUCUUUUAUACAUCAACCCAGCUAUGAGAGUGGAAAUUGAACCUACCCGAUAAAGGACUGAUCAGCUGAAGCAGCUGACUACACAACAAGCGUGUUAUGAUAUACACAUCGCUGUCUCUAAUGAAGGCAGUUGUAUUUUCGGUUUUUUGUGUUGCUGCCAAUACGAGUAUUUGCGGAGGGAGAUUUAAAAGUGAAUGGAAUUUUG